Messenger RNA from Gopherus evgoodei (Goodes thornscrub tortoise), 3239 nucleotides. It is a transcript of the gene GRB7, whose product is annotated as growth factor receptor bound protein 7. Gene Ontology annotation, biological process: signal transduction. The coding region runs from base 61 to 1794 and encodes 577 amino acids. Lineage: Eukaryota; Metazoa; Chordata; Testudines; Testudinidae. The record is from RefSeq and is a predicted model, not a curated record. The transcript is spliced from 16 exons.
GUCAUAACUGCUAGGAGAGGACAAGAGGACGCGGAAGGGGAGCGCUAGGAAGUGGGCUCCAUGGGCGAGGAGAAUGUGGAGCUGGGGAUGUCGGGGCGCAGGAUUCGGGCCUGGAUCCGAGGAAGAUCGCUCCGCCUCGCCGCUCGGAGGCAGGGGAAAGAUAAUGCCAUGGACCUGGCAGCGCUGCGGAAUGACCUGCCCACCACCUUGGACAACCUCUACCAGGACCACCUGGAGCAGGACCGAGCCCGGAGCCUGCCCAAUGGCCAUGCCUUCCCCACAGGCGAGCGGGACAAGGCCGGGCUGCUGGCCGGCAGCGACAUGAAGCGCUCACAGCCACUGGUCAUCCAAGUCAACAGGAAGUUGAAGGAGGAGGAGCCGCGAGCCUCGUCACUGCCGUCCAUCCCCAACCCCUUCCCCGAGCUCUGCAGCCCCUCCAAGUCACCCAUCCUCAGCAGCCCCUCGGCAGGGCAAGGCCCCCAGCAUGAAAGCGGCCCCCACGUGGUAAAAGUCUUCAGCGAAGAUGGCACCUGCCGCUCACUGGAGGUCACGGCCGGCACCACGGCCCACCAUGUCUGCGAGAUGCUGGUGCAAAAGACUCACGCCCUCCACGACGACAGCUGGUCCCUGGUGGAGCUCCAUCAGCACUUGGUUCUAGAGCGGUGCCUGGAAGAUCAUGAGUCAGUGGUGGAGGUCCAGGCCACGUGGCCCAUUGGGGGAGACAGCAGAUUUGUCUUCCGGAAGAACUUUGCCAAGUAUGAGCUGUUUAAAAGCUCACCGCAGUCCCUGUUCCCCGAGGUGAUGGUCUCCAGCUGCUUGGAUGCCAACAAGGGCCUGUCCCACUCAGAGCUCAUCCAGAACUUCCUCAAUUCCGGCAGCUGCCCAGAGAUCCAGGGCUUCCUGCACCUGAAGGAGGUUGGGCGCAAGGUCUGGAAGAGGUUUUACUUCUCCCUCCGGCGCUCAGGGCUUUACUACUCCACAAAGGGCACAUCUAAGGACCCACGGCAUCUACAAUAUUUCGCUGACCUCAACGAGUCCAAUGUCUACUUCAUCACACAAGGGAAAAAGCACUAUGGCACGCCCACCGAGUUCGGCUUCUGCAUCAAGCCCUACAAGGUGCGCAGCGGCAUGAAGGGCCUCAAGCUCUUCUGCAGCGAGGACGAGCAGAGCCGCACCUGCUGGAUGGCCGCCUUCCGCCUCUUUAAGUAUGGCGUGCAGCUCUACAGGAACUACCAGCAGUCCCAGUCCAGACGCAGCCACCAGUCCUGGAUCAGCACCACGCCCCUGAGGAGCAUGUCUGACAAUACCUUGGUGGCCAUGGAUUUCUCGGGGUGCACAGGCCGGGUGAUUGAGAACCCCAACGAGGCGCUGACGGUGGCCCUGGAAGAGGCUCAGUCCUGGAGGAAGAAGACGAGUCACCGCUACAGCCUGCCAACUCCCUGCCAGGGCUCCCCGCUCAGCACAGCCAUCCAUCGAACGCAGCCGUGGUUUCACGGGCGGAUCUCAAGGGAAGACACACAGCGAUUGAUAAUCCAGCAGGGAUUAGUGGAUGGGGUGUUCUUGUUGCGGGAAAGCCAGCGGAACCCCAAGGGGUACGUCCUGUCCUUGUGCCACCUACAGAAAGUCAAGCACUAUCUCAUCCUGCCAAGCGAGGAAGAGGGGCAGCUUUACUUCACCAUGGACGAUGGCCAGACGCGCUUUGCCGAUCUCAUCCAGCUGGUGGAGUUUCACCAAAUCAACCGGGGCAUCCUGCCCUGCAAGCUCAAACAUUACUGCACCUGCAUUGCCUUGUGACAGGCCCCCGGUGGGCGUCAGGGCUCUGCAACGGGCCACAGCCAACGCACGGCGACCAGAAUGAGGAUCAACUCAAACUUCCGCCCCUCGCCCCACUUGGGCCAGGGCAGCGGUGGCCACAGGGGAUGGACUUGGCUCGUGCUCCAUCCUCUAUUGCGGUGUCAGUCACCACUCAGCCCCGUCAAGUGAGCACCAGCCAGGUGAGAGGCCAGGAUGGCAUCCUUGGCGCCCAAGGAGCCCGAAGGACCGAAAAUCAUUGUUCCAAGUCCUCGCCCCUGUGCUUCCACCAGCUCAUAGCCUCACUGCUGCCCCUCCCUCUGUGCCCGCGCUCCCGUCUCUUUCUGCCCCCAUAUCCUUCCGCUCUGAUCUUUCUCUGCCCCUCCCUGUAUCCCUCCGCUCCCAUCUCUUUCUGCCCCCAUAUCCUUCUGCUCUGAUCUUUCUCUGCCCCUCCCUGUAUCUCUCUGCUCCCAUCUCUUUCUGCCCCGUAUCCCUCCGCCCCAUAUCCUUCCUCUCCGAUCUUUCUCUGCCCCUCCUCCCCUGUGUCCCUCCACUCCCAUCUCUCUCUGCCCCAUGUCCCUCUGUCCCAUAACCCUCCAUGUCUGUAUUCCCCUUCCCACCUAUAUCCCUGCGCCCUCAGCUCUGCCCCAAUAUCCUCUAUAUGUUUUGAUCCUAGAGUUUCUCCUCCCUCCCCAGCAGCUACUCAGUGUUAAUGGUCAUAUUCUCUGUGCCCUUGGGAAGCCAAGCUGGGAGCUUGGGGAUGGUCCCGCUUGGUAUGUCCCAGCACUCUCCCUGCACAGGGCCGUGGAUGCUCUGUUCUGCGCCCUCCUCCUGGGCCCCUGCUGCCUCUUGGCUGGGUUUCGGAGCACCUCAUCCUUUGGGAAAAUCUACCCACUCGUGCACUUUCUCCCCUGGGUUCCGACCUCUCUGGCCAGUGACAGCUAGGAGCCGAGCCUUCUCUUCAGGUUUCCACUUCUUUCCAUCAGACCAGUGCCAGAGUGGCUCCUUCUAACCUAGACCACUGGCCUCCCUGGGGGUCGGAGUCCAGACCCUUCUGUGCACAGACUGAGGCUCACCUUUCUGCUCCCCGUAGUAGCAACCUGCCUGAGGGCAGUCACCAUUCCCCGGCCAUGGAGAACUGUAUGUCGGGGGCAGCAGACCCUGAUAGAUGCAGAUCCCACACACAUGCCCCCUGUGUGGGAGUGGCCACGUCUCCCCUUCUGGGCUGGCGGGUGAAGCCGGCAGGCCCGGUCACAGCAAGAAACAGCACCCAGCUGUUUCUGUGCCAGCUGGGGUUAGCGGAUGGGUUAUCAGGCUGCAUGGAGAGGCCCGGGGGGGGGGGGGUCAGGGACGUCAAUAGUGAUAGUAGAUAACGUUCCGCCAACAUGCCAUGUUCCCAAUCCUCUGGGAGGAAGUCCCUCCUUGGGAACGAGGCGGAAGCUAGCGUC